ACGAAAUCUCCAAUAUACCAACUGCAAAGAAGAUAACACCUUCAUUAGCAUCAGGAUGGUUCCAAGAAAGGUGAUAGCAACUCUUCUGCUCCUCUACAUGAUAGCCAUGCUGGCUAAAGAGAGUGAAGGGUACCUUGCCUUCUAUAGUCGUGAAGAUUUCAGAAGAAUGCAGGAGAAAGAGAAGAACCCAACACAGAAGAAAUCGCUUGAUGCAAGAGAUUUUUUUGAAUUUGCAGAAGAUGAAGGGCAAGUAAUCAAGAUGAUUGCUCCAGUAGAAAUUGGAAUACAUCUGAACUCCAGACAGUUGGAAAAAUAUCAAGAUGUCUUGAAGGAGCUCCUAACAGAGAUGCUGCCAGAUACUAAGAAUGGUACUAGAGAAAUCUUAAAAUUGGCCUUUCUUUUUCCUUGGAAGUUAUCUCAGUCAUGAGAUUUCAAGAAUAUCUUAUGUCUUGUACCACGUUUUUACAAGGUAGUGUGUAGGCUCUGUGCUUUUUUGAAGAAAUAAAUAUCCCCCCGCCCCACAAAAUAAUACACUGCUAGAAAACAUACUGAAGUCUGCAUUAGCACAAAAGUUAGAAAUACUGUAGAUCUGUAUCAGUAGUGCAAAAGCCCUGUGUUUUGGAAGCUUCUCAGCUAUUAGAAAUCAUAUGUCUGAUGAAGGACAAUUGUACUGUCAGUUUUCAUCUUCUGUACUGCAUUUCUAGGUAAUUUUAGGCAACUUUCACUAAAGUUACAGGAAAAUUUAAAACCUGUGAUUAUAAUGCAUUAUGACUUGAUAUCUUCUGCUUCCAAGUAGAUAGUGCAUUUUGUCACUGAAAUUAUUACCAAAUUUAGACAUUAGUUGAACGGUAGGCUUGCAAGUAGCGAUAGAUUGUGAAUAAAUUUGAUAAGGAAAGACAAUGAAAUAUGAUUAUCUUUCAGUUUCUGUACAAUGGCUUAACAUGAUCAUUUAAAAAGCUACUAUACUAGAGUCCAGAUUGUGGGAAACUGUGUAAAACCAAGAAUCAGGAAAUACUAGACAGAGAAUUAUAUCAAAAGUCUCUAUGGCGUGCUAUAGCAAAGUGUUCCAAGUACAUCCAUAACCAGAGCAAGAUCUUCAAAACUGUCAUGUUGGCUCCUUAGUUAAAAAUGUACACACCAUACUGUAUUCAGAAUUAGCAAUAGUCUAAAGAAGGAAAAUUACAGUCCAUCAUAUACGUGUGAUUCCUACCAUAAUGUCACUUGAUUUCAUGCACCUCUUUGUUUUGCUUUUUUAAUUGAUAGAUCAGGAUAAGCCAGGCUGAUCCUGCUUACAGUCUGCACAGUAUUAAUUCACAGACUUAGACUUUUGGCUGUUUCAUCUCUGUAGCUAACUGCUGUUCUAAGAAUUAGAAGAGCAGGAGACUUUCUGCAAAUAUACAAGAGUCAAUUUACUGGAAAUGCUACUGUGGGGCACUGUGCUGCAGAAAAACAUUGUGUAUGCAAACUAAUAAAAUGUGAAGCUUCAAUAUA
Molecule: messenger RNA, 1491 nt
Organism: Python bivittatus (Burmese python)
Lineage: Eukaryota; Metazoa; Chordata; Lepidosauria; Squamata; Pythonidae
Gene: MLN
Product: motilin
Cellular component (GO): extracellular region
Molecular function (GO): hormone activity
Source: RefSeq, a predicted model, not a curated record